GUCGCCAGGUCUGUUACGACCUACAUACACAUCGGACACGGGAGUGCUCGGAAUCCUCGACCGGACACAUACUGCACCUAUCGAUGGACUCUGGUGGCGAUGCAGGGCCGCGGUCUUUGGGCAUAACGAAACAAAUAAGCCACCCACACUUUAUCAAAUUUAAAGAAGCAAAGCAGGAGCUCAGUGACGUGUACGAUGCCAUUCUGUCGUAUAUGGAUGACUGUUUACGCUUCACCGGCGAUCAACUUCACGAUGACAAGUUUUCCCGUUUACUUGGAUCCAACACACAUCGUGAAGUGGAAGAAAAUUUGGAGAAAAUACGAAAUAUCCGAGGUGUCAUUUCUCGGAACCAAAUGAAAUGCGCAUUUUUCGGGCGAACUUCUAAUGGCAAGAGUACUGUCAUUAAUGCAAUGCUUGGUUCGAAAUUGUUGCCUUCUGGGCUUGGACACACGACAAGUUGCUUCCUGCAAAUACAAGGCACUGACCAAGAAACGGGAUACCUUAUGGCUCCUGAAUCGGAUUCCAAAGAGCAAAGGGAUGCGGUACAAUCAGCUCCACAAUAUCGUCCCAUCGAAUCAGUUAGUCAGCUUGCGCACGCGUUGAGCGGCGUCAAAUUAGCCACGGACUCGCUGAUUCAAAUUUACUGGCCCAGCGCUCACUGCCGCCUUCUCCGGGAGGAUGUCGUCUUGCUGGACAGUCCGGGUAUUAAUGUAGAUCCCGAUGUUGACAAAUGGAUCGACUCACACUGUCUGGAUGCUGAUGUUUUUAUCCUGGUAGCCAACGCGGAAUCUACUUUGAUGCAAGCCGAAAAGGAUUUUUUCCACAAAGUCAGCCAGCGCCUCUCCAAACCGAAUAUUUUUAUAAUUAACAACAGAUGGGACGCCUCAGCCAACGAAAUGGAGUACGUCAAAGAGGUCCGGGCUCAACAUCUUCAGCGUUGUGUUGCAUUUUUAGUGGACGAGCUCAAAGUGUGUACACAAGCAGAGGCUGAAGAGCACGUCUUCUUUGUGUCUGCUCGUGAGGCUCUCUCCAUUCGCACGAGGGCAGUCCAUGGUUCUAUGGGCUACGGUUCGGGUUUGCCAAGUACCACAGACCAGCUGGGUUCACCAUUGCCCUCAAUGUUUUGCACAGCCGAGGGUUGGGAGGACCGGUUGCAGGAGUUCAACUCUUUUGAAGUAAUUUUCGAGAAAAAUCUUUCGGAAUCAGCAACACGCACAAAAUUUGCCACGCACUGCGAGGAAGGCAAGCAUAUAAUGGAACGAUUCCGGUCGAUCAUGGAAACCGCUUAUGAGACGGCUGUGGAGGAAAAAGAUGCUGCAGUUCGCUGUCGCUGCUUAUCUCAAGCGCACCUGGAGGAAGUCCGGUCGCGACUUCAUCGCAUCGGACAGGCCCUGGAGGAGAUGAUUCACACUUGUUUGGCUCGUGUGGAGGCCCAAGUCUCAAGCGCACUUAAUGGUGAGAUCAGAAGGCUUGGGGAACUGGUUGAUGGUUACUCCCGCCCAUUCCAUUCUGAUCCGGCGAUGCUGUUGCUGUACAAGCGGGAAUUGAACACUCAUGUGGAAAGGGAACUGGGUCGGAAGUUAACGGAGGCUUGUUCAAGCGACAUUCUGAACGAAGUAGCACGAUCGGAGCAAAUCAUGAUGUCCAAACUUGCUUCCAUUGUUACUGAUGAAGCACAGAAGAAUCGAAUCCUCCAGCUAGUCGAUCCCACUGCUUUCCAACCAGAAUUCCACGUGGACUGUCGCAACUUGUGCGCUGACUUCCGUGAGGAUAUUCAGUUCCGAUUCAGUCUUGGCUUGGGAACUCUUUUCCAGCGGCUUUCAUCUCCUCGACGGCAAAUCGGACAGUACUCAUGGUCCACAAUCGCGAGUGGCUCCGGCAACACUCUUCUGCACUCUUCUGCAUCCCCGUGGACUAUCGACGUUUUCCCCUCCUUACUGAGUCGCAACUCCGUCGGUGCUGUGAUAAUUUUCGGUCUGGUUUCCAAAGCCGUCGGUUGGCGGGUUUUGGGUCUAAUCGCUGGGCUCUAUGGGGGUUUGUACGUAUAUGAACGACUUGCGUGGACAAACAAGGCCAAAGAAGCCGUAUUCAAACGACAGUAUGUGGAUUUCGCAUCACAGAAAUUACGACUAAUCGUCGAUUUGACAAGUACCAACGCACGGCAUCAAGUAAAACGAGAACUCUUGAUUUCGAAGAAAAAACUGACGGAGCAAGUUGAUGUGUUCUCUGAAUCGUUGGCAGACGAGGUGAAGCAACUCGAUGCAGAUAUUGUCCAUCUGGACUCUAUCACUGCCGAGGCGAAGAAGUUGAAAAGCCGCGCAGGAAACAUUCUCGGCUUGUUGAACAAAUUUUACGAUGUGUUUAUCACGAACUUACGACACGAGUUGAACGCUUGAACAAUCAACGCUCUCUUGGUCCUAUUUGUCCUCUCGUAACCUUUCGUCUAUGGCUACGGCCUACUCAGAUGGACUCGCGCCGGCGACUUUGCCUCCAACUUUCGCUUUUAGUUCACACUGGCCGUGGUGUGUUGUAGUGCUUUGUAGACCCACGCGUCCUCCCUUUUGUAGGACACGUUUCCCAUGUAACUAACCCUUAUGUCUUGCAACACCGGUUUGCUGAGUUUUUUCAACUCAUUCGUCGCAAUCAUUUGUGAUUUCCAUGUUCCUCUGGCGGGACGGCAUAUAUAACCUCUAUGCUUCUUGUCGACUUUUCUUUCAAAUGCCCAUGGGACUGCUUCUGAGAAGCUGUUAUCUUUUA
Molecule: messenger RNA, 2757 nt
Organism: Dicrocoelium dendriticum
Lineage: Eukaryota; Metazoa; Platyhelminthes; Trematoda; Plagiorchiida; Dicrocoeliidae
Source: the annotation of a GenBank genome assembly